Messenger RNA from Larimichthys crocea (large yellow croaker), 2028 nucleotides. Its product is annotated as interferon-induced protein 44. The coding region runs from base 134 to 1540 and encodes 468 amino acids. The transcript is spliced from 8 exons. NCBI's taxonomy places the organism in Eukaryota, Metazoa, Chordata, Actinopteri, Sciaenidae. Gene Ontology annotation, biological process: immune response. The record is from RefSeq and is a predicted model, not a curated record. Gene Ontology annotation, molecular function: GTP binding.
GAUGGGCUUGGCAUCAGUUGCCUUGCACAAUCAGUUUCACUUGUCUCAAACCAUCGACGGAGAAACACAUUGAACCACAGCAGCGUGCUGCGCAUAUCAUCACCUUUUCUCCUGCAGGUUUGGACCAUCCAUCAUGUCUGUUGUCACAUCCAGUCUGUCUAAGGAACAGCAGAAGAAGCUGCUCUCUCUCUUCAGCCAUCCCAGACUCCACCUGCUCUACAAAGCUACCGUCCACGGCUUCACUGCUGCUGCUUUCCACAGCCGCUGUGACCAACAGGGCCCCACUGUCAUUGUCGCUUACAGCGCUGCUGGGUUUGUCUUCGGGGCAUAUACCUCUAAAGACUACACCCAGAAUGGACAGGCCAUCAUGGACAAGGAGGCCUUCCUCUAUAGCAUCCCUGCUGAGGGAGACAAACCAUUGAGGGUGGCAGGUAUCAGUGGACAGUGUGCCUUUACGGAUGGAGCCACCGGUCCAAAUUAUGGUGCUUUGGUGUUCCUGCAUGGAGACAAGGCUGAGUUUCAGUCCAACCCAGGGACAAGCUUCAACUUUCAGGCUGCAGAGAUGCAUGGAAAUGACUUGAAUCUGACUGAGUUUGAAGUCUAUCGAGUUGAAAAUUUGGGAGAUCUCCUACCCAAACCCUGGAGGAACAUCCAGUGGACUGCUGAGAGAAAGCAGCAGUUGAUGAAAACCAUUCAGAGCUACAAGUCCGAGAUUAAAACAGUCCAUCAAGCCCGGGUGUUGUUGGUGGGACCCGUCGGGGCCGGCAAAUCCAGCUUCUUUAACUCCAUCAACUCAGCGUUUCGAGGAAACAUGACAUGCCAGGCCAUCGCUGGUACAGGAGACAAGAGUGUGACCACUCAGUUCCGUACCUACAACAUCAAGGCAGGGAAAGGUGGUGUACCCCUUCCUCUGAUCCUGUGUGACACAAUGGGGCUGGAGGAAAAGGCUGAUGCUGGUUUGGACAUGGAGGACUUGGUCAGCAUCUACAAGGGUCACGUAAAGGAUCGCUACCAGUUCAGUCCCUCCAAUCCUCUCUUGGCGGACGCUCCUGGCUAUAAGCAGAGAGUGACUCUGAACGACAUGAUUCAUUGUGUGGUUUACGUGAUCGACGCCUGCAAGGUCUCUCUCCUCACAACAAAUAUGUUGGACAAGUUUGCUGCCAUCCGGAAAAAGACCAACCAGCUUGGACUUCCUCAGAUUCUGCUGAUGACUAAAAUAGAUGAGGCCUGUCCGCUGGUGGCAGAAGACCUAAAGAAUGUUUAUCGCAGUGUUUACAUCGAGAAGAAGGCCCGGGAGCUGAGCGAUUCUCUGGGCAUCCCCCUGUCCUGUGUGCUGCCAGUGAAGAACUACAGUGGGGAACUGGACCUGAACCUGGAGACUGACAUACUGCUGUUUUCAGCUGUGCAGCAGAUGCUGAACUACGCUGACAGCUUCUUUGAGAACCAAGUUAUUGAGGACCAAGAUCAGCUGGAUCUCUACAGGUCCAAUGAACAUCUCCGUCCAGUUGGAUCAGAAGAAACAAAGCAUCGAAUUGUCUGAAAGAGGGAACAUCAGCAUCUCCCAAACUUUACUCACAAUAACUAGCUAGUUGAUCAGAUAUAUUAAUGUAAUGCAUGGUACUCUAAACUUUGUAGCUGUUAGUAGCCGAACAACAAACUUCCUGGUGGUAAUCUAUAACCUGUCGGGACACCUUCACUACAUUUUGAGUAAAGUUCGUGUGAUAUGUUCAGACAUGCUGUUUAAUGGACUUUGAAGCAUCAUUUUCAUGGCCAAGAACAAACUUUGCAACUCAACCCUUAGGCCAGCAUGGAUGGGAAGUGCUUAAAGUAUUCCACAUUUCCAUGAAAACUGUGCAAGAUCAUGUGACUUGAUUGAAAGGAGAUUAUUUUGCCAACUUUGAGUUUCAGAUGUCUUGAAACAUUAGCAAACUUAAUAUGCUCCUAUAUUUUGCUAUAAAUCAGAUGGAUUGACUUAAAAAUGGAUUUCUUUUAAUCGAACUUUUAAGAGACUUGCAUGGGAUUUCUGAU